AGGUUAUGUCACUGUCACAAUUGCGCAGCAGACAGCAGAUGAUAGUUAAAAUAUCGUAACAAAAUAUCAAUGUGAAAAAUGGUGUUAUCGAAAUGAUUUCUGCAAAUAUUGGCAGCCCGGGAAAAGCAAAAGAAGUGUUAUUGCAAUCAACAUCUUGACAAGUUGAUACAAUGACUUGAAAAUGAAGGAGGGAUCUAAUGAAAUUUUGGAGGCUAAAGUUGCCGAGCGCGCUGAACGUGCUAAAAAACUCUAUCGCUAUGUCAGUGAUGUAGCAAGACGUGUGGGUGAUAUGACAACAACAAGUCGGUCCAUAUCUGACUUGUUUUCCACCCAGCUUGAAGUUCAACGACAGAAACUUAGGGACAACUGUGAAAAACUUUUGUUUCUUGAUCCUAUCAACUAUGGCAAAAAAUCACUUGAACUACUCUGGAGGAAAGUUUACUAUGAAACUGUAUCUGCAGCUAAGAAACUGAGAGAAACCGACAAUGAAAAUGACAGUUACCUGUUUACACAUAUUGUUUGUGGAAUUGGCCACUUUCACCAUUUCAUAUCAAGGCUGGAAUCUGAAAUGAAGUUGCAGAUCAAAGAAUUGGAUUAUACAUCUUACCACGCGGAUGGUGAAUAUGUUGAUAACAAUGAAGCUCCAACUGAUGAGGAAGUUCAGUUCAGUCGAUCAGCCUUGCAUUCAUGCCUGAUUUAUCUUGGAGACUUGAGUCGCUAUCAAGUGGAUAUAUUUCAUGCCUUUGAACCAUCUAUAGCAGCUCGAUAUUAUCUCCAAGCUGCUCAUGUUGAUAUGUCUUCCGGGAUGCCUUAUAACCAAUUGGGCAACCUGUACAAUGAUAAAAAUUACAACUUGGACUCAGUUUGCUACUACAUCCACUGUUUAAGUUGUACAACACCAUUUGAAGGAGCUAUUGGUAACUUAACAAAGAUUUUUGAGAAAAAUGCUCCAUAUUUUGAUUCAAUUAACAAUCCUGAAUCAUUGACACAAACUGAACACAUACAGAGUGCAAUAACUAACUUUCUCUCCUUGAUAGAAAUUUGGUAUCUGAGUAAGAAUGACACCAAUAUUCCACAAAGAUGCAGUACCAUUGCUCAUGAGUUGAAGGUGGCAAUGGAUUUCAUAAAAUCACCAUUACCCGAUGUAGAUAAAAGUUACAAUGAAUUCACACAGGCUGUUGAGGAAGAAAGUUCCAAUCCAUCCUGUUUAAAUCCAAAUCUUGUACAUAAAAUAGUACUUAUUUGUUUGUUCACUAUAACAAAAGUAACAGAAACUGACGAAGUGAAAGCUUUUGCUUGCAAGGCCUUCACAUUAGCACUUUUGUCACAACUUCUACAAAAAUUGUUAAAACAGCUGGAAUCCCUUGGACUUAAGAACCCAGCCUUCAAAUAUAAAUCAAGAAGCGCUACAUUGCAGAUACCAAACAAUAAUCAAUUUCUUGAAGCAGAUGACACAAAACAACUGUUUGAUGAAGAACCAUCAAAUAACACAAAUGACAAUGAUGUUAACGAUACUGAGACUGUAUCGAAACCUGCAGAAAGUGCUGUAGUGGAAGAAAAUAAUAAAGAUGUUUUGAGUAAUGGUGAUGAUAAAAGUAAUAUUAAGAAGUCAUUGACCAAGCGUCGCCGACGCAGACGCCAGGCCUCUUCUGAUAGCUCUGACAUGAGUGAUGUUGAUACAGAAAGUAGUGACAUUGAUGAGUCUUGCUCUGAGGAAGAAGAUUUAUCAGAUUCUAGUGAACACUCUGAUGACUCUGUAAGUGAGGAUUCUAGCUAUGAUGUGUCUGAUGCAGAAGAAUCAGAUGUUAAAAGCAAUGGGGAUGUAGAAAAAGAAAGCAAGGAUGUGACUAAAGAAACCACCAUAAAUGGUGACUUGAAUGAUAAAAAAAACAAUAAUGAAAAUGAAUUUCAACAUAACAGUUACAACAAUAAUAUGCUAGAUGUUCAAGGGUUGCAAAAUUUUUUGCUUGGUGAUAAUUAUCUGUCAAGCAUCAAAUUACUGCAGGAUUGGGCACUUAAUGAAAAAGAUUUAAUCCUAUCUUGUGGAGACAGCGGAGAGUCACUUUUUCAGUGUGUUGUUGAUUUGCUCAAUAUUUUGACAUACUAUUUUAAUCCAAAGCAUAAUGAAAACAGAGAAUGCCAAAUUCUGGAAUAUGCUCGUAGUGUUGCAAAGAAAUUAAAACUUGAAUAUAAAACAAUACCAUUGCCUGAAGAUGUAAAUCUACGGGGAACAAACAUCUGCAAAUAUGACAAAGAUGCUGCUGAGUGGCAAAUGUUAGACAAAUACAAACUGUCAUUUUAUGAGGAGAAUAUAGUAAGAAUAUUGAAUUUUGUUGACUUUGGCAAUCAAAUUGCGAAAAUAAUACCUAGAAUUAGGUACAACAGAACAUUAAAAAUAUUUUACUUGAAAAAGAAUCCUCCUCCUAAAGUGACUACAAAGAUCAAUCACAAGAGAAGUAAAGAAUGGCACAACUCUAAGAAACCUCAUGUUGAAUCAAGUGAAGGAGGGUUAUUGCGCCGCCUGGGACGUCUUUGGCUGGCGUCUCAGGUUCGAGAGUUAGAACGCAGUGGACAGUUGCCCGUGCCUGCACUACUGGCGCUUGACACGAACGCCCUCUAUAAGCACUUGCGUCGGGUCAAACAACUGCUUCGAACCCGAAACUUUGUUCUUCUUAUUCCAACUGUUGUGUUACAAGAGUUGGAUAACCUCAAGCGUGAACAAAGCGGAGCUCGUGACGCUAUUCGUUGGCUGGAAGUUCAGUUGCGAAGCGGCUCUCGAUUCUUACGUGCGCAAAGGCCUGGUCAGUCGAAACCUCUGCCACUUCUCAAAUACCCUCGUAAAGCUCCGCCCCAUAUUCAUAGCUUCAUGCAAAUUAUGGAAUUCUGUAAUCACUUCAUAGCCGAAGAGAAACAAGUACAGGGAGGAAAUGGUGACCCAGAUAGCUCUUUACAAGGAAAAUCUACACCAUUACUGAUAUUGCUUGUUGGCAAUGAACCAGGCAAUGAGGAAGACCAGUAUAAAGAAUUUAGUGUAACAGGAGCCGCGCACGCUGCUGGCAUCUCCAUCGAAUACAUCGGAGACUUUUACACCAAGUGGCGCCAAACUGUUCACAAAAAUGGAAAAAAGAGAUGAACAUGAUGUCAAUGACUUCAGGACUCGACUGCAGCGAAAGGAUGGACAUAAGACGUUCUUCGGUUUCGGUAAAAAGAAUUGAACAUCUCUAUUGAGAAAGAUAGAUUGAUGAAUUAUGCGCGUUGUGAUCGCUAAACUCAAUGUUAAUGUCAUAAGUGACUCGUCUUCGAUCUGUCUGAGGGACAUAGCUCACGGUGGGCUACAAUUUCUCUUUGCUAUAACUGUCUUUAUUACAGAGUUAAGAUAAUAACAUUUUUCACAUUUUCAUUAAUCGUAAUAUUUUAUUCCAUUAUCAUAUACAUUUGGGAAUACAUAAUUCAUUACCUAUUCAUAAACAUUCGUUUAUUUUAAUUAUUUCAGAAGCUUUCUGAUAUUAUAUCUUAUUUAUCGAUAGUUACUGUUCACUUUAAAUUCCUUUUACCUAUGUUCAGACAAUAUUUUUUGUUCUAAAAAAUGAUUUUUCAUUGGAAUAAAAGUGUUUUCAUUGCAAAAA
Messenger RNA from Helicoverpa zea (corn earworm), 3626 nucleotides. It is a transcript of the gene Smg5, whose product is annotated as nonsense-mediated mRNA decay factor SMG5. Gene Ontology annotation, cellular component: telomerase holoenzyme complex. The transcript has 4 exons. The record is from RefSeq and is a predicted model, not a curated record. Gene Ontology annotation, biological process: nuclear-transcribed mRNA catabolic process, nonsense-mediated decay. Gene Ontology annotation, molecular function: telomerase RNA binding; protein binding; telomeric repeat DNA binding. The coding region runs from base 182 to 3133 and encodes 983 amino acids. NCBI's taxonomy places the organism in Eukaryota, Metazoa, Arthropoda, Insecta, Lepidoptera, Noctuidae.